Messenger RNA from Juglans microcarpa x Juglans regia, 1475 nucleotides. Its product is annotated as probable protein phosphatase 2C 59. Gene Ontology annotation, molecular function: protein serine/threonine phosphatase activity; cation binding. Lineage: Eukaryota; Viridiplantae; Streptophyta; Magnoliopsida; Fagales; Juglandaceae. Bases 248 to 1126 code for a protein of 292 amino acids. The transcript is spliced from 9 exons. Gene Ontology annotation, biological process: protein dephosphorylation. The record is from RefSeq and is a predicted model, not a curated record. Gene Ontology annotation, cellular component: cytosol; nucleus.
UUAUCUCCCAUCUCUCUGACUUUGUCACGGCGUUCCAUUUCCCUUCCCUCCUUCAGGUCAAAUUUGAAAAUUAGUAACUUUGGAAAUGAAAUGAUCCCAGUCCCACUAAUUUCGAUAUCAUUGCGCUUCAUUGGCCUGCGAAAAUAGAUUAUUUCCUUUCCCAUCAACAGCCGCUCGUUCAAAUAUAUUCCCAAUAAUUUACCUGCUGUUUUUCAUUUCUGGGUCAUUCGUAAAUUCAAGCGAAAAUAUGGGCUAUCUCAAUUCUGUGCUCUCAUCUUCAAGCCAGGUUCAUGCCGAAGAUGCACCCGUAUGCGGCGGGGGCCUCAGUCAGAAUGGAAAAUUCAGCUAUGGAUAUGCAAGCUCUCCAGGGAAAAGGUCUUCAAUGGAAGAUUUUUAUGAGACACGAAUUGAUGGUGUUGAAGGGGAGAUAGUUGGCCUGUUUGGAGUCUUUGAUGGUCAUGGGGGCGCCCGAGCUGCUGAAUAUGUCAAGCAAAACCUUUUUAGUAAUUUGAUCAGGCAUCCAAAUUUUAUUUCUGACACUAAAUCAGCUAUAGCUGAUGCAUACAACCAUACUGACUCAGAGCUUCUGAAAUCAGAAAAUAGUCAGAACAGAGAUGCUGGAUCAACUGCUUCCACUGCCAUCUUAGUUGGCGACCGUUUGCUUGUUGCAAACGUUGGGGACUCGAGAGCAGUAAUUUGUAGGGGUGGUAAUGCCAUUGCUGUUUCUCGUGAUCACAAGCCAGACCAAACUGAUGAGCGGCAACGGAUUGAGGAUGCAGGUGGAUUUGUUAUGUGGGCUGGAACUUGGAGAGUUGGAGGAGUUCUUGCUGUUUCUCGCGCAUUUGGUGAUAGGCUCUUGAAGCAAUAUGUGGUUGCUGAUCCAGAAAUUCAGGAGGAAAAGAUUGACAGCUCCCUUGAGUUUCUUAUCCUUGCUAGUGAUGGACUCUGGGACGUUGUCUCAAAUGAGGAGGCUGUUGAGUUGGUUAAGCCAUUUCAAGACCCAGAACAGGCAGCGAAGAGGCUGAUGCAGGAAGCGAAUCAGAGAGGUAGCGCAGAUAAUAUUACCGUUGUUGUUGUUCGUUUCUUGGUCAAUCAAGGGGGUUCCUCUCAUAGCAAUUCUGGGUAAGCACCCUCUAUCAGCUUGGUUGUAGGUUUUGUUUUCCUACAAAGUGGAAGAUUGGGUGCAAUAAACUGUACUGGGUCGCAGUGAUACUAAAUCUUGGUGUUGUACUGUUUAAGGAUAGAUAUGUAAACCAACUCAUCAGGCUGCAAUGUGUAUUUCAUAUUAUCAGCUUUUAACGUAGAGCUGUAUCCGAAGCUGGGUCUUGAAGGUUGAAUGUGGCUACAAAAAUUAAAAGAGACGUUCGGGUUUGAAUUUGUAAAGAACCUCCAUUUUUUCUGUUUUUCAAAGAAAAACAUGACCUCAAUUUCAUCGAAUAUCCUUACUCAAGGUGGAGGAUAUUUUAAUUUGAUCA